CGAACUCUUAACAGAAAACAGUCACCACCAAACCCUCUUCUUAACUCCCAUCAUUAUUUCCCUUUUUUAUUAUUUAUCUAUAAUCCAAAUUCUAGGGUUUGUGAAUUACUCCAAUUCGACAAAAACGACGACGAGAAUGCCACAGAAUGGGAAAUUGAUGCCGAACAUUGAUCAACAGAGCACAAAGCUCCUUAAUUUAACAGUUCUUCAACGAAUCGAUCCUUUAGUUGAAGAAAUUCUCAUCACUGCUGCUCAUGUCACUCUCUACCAGUUCAAUAUCGACCUUACCCAAUGGAGUCGGAAAGAUGUCGAAGGAUCUCUCUUUGUAGUUAAAAGCAGGAAUAUGCAACCUAGGUUUCAGUUUAUUGUGAUGAAUCGCCGGAAUACAGAUAAUUUGGUGGAAAAUCUUUUGGGAGAUUUUGAGUACGAGGUUCAGGUUCCGUAUCUUCUGUAUCGAAAUGCAGCCCAAGAAGUGAAUGGUAUUUGGUUUUAUAAUGCACGCGAGUGUGAAGAGGUUGCUAAUCUUUUUAGCAGGAUACUUAAUGCAUACUCCAAGGUGCCUCAGAAGCCAAAGGUAUCACUAUCAACAACAAAAAGCGAGUUUGAGGAAUUAGAAGCUGUACCAACUAUGGCAGUUAUGGAUGGUCCUCUGGAGCCAUCAUCUGCAAGUGCUUCGGUUGUCUCCGAUGUGCCUGAUGAUCCUGCCUUUGUGAACUUCUUUAGUACAGCUAUGACAAUUGGGAAUGCAUCAGCUGCUGCAGUUGCUGGACAGUCUUACCAAUCCUCAAUUCCAAUUCCAUUACACUCCCAACUGACUAGUGUUGCCUCCAGCACCAUGCCCACCUUGCAAAUACCAUCUACUCCUUUAUCAGCAUCAAUUCCUUUAAUGCCACUGCUUGAUGUCUCUGAUGUCAGCAGCAGCAACAACCGGACAGCUAACCUUGUAAAGCCUUCUUUUUUUGUUCCUCCAUCUUCUACUCGGAUGAUGCCACCUGUCUCUUCUUCUAUGCCUACUGCUCCUCCACUUAAUCCUCCUACAAGUCUACACCGCCCAUAUGGUGCUCCAUUGCUUCAACCCUUUCCACCACCCACUCCUCCACCAUCUCUCACUCCUGCUUCUGUUCCCAGUCCAAAUCAUGGGCCAGUUAUCAGCAAAGACAAAGUCCGAGAUGCACUACUGGCACUUGUUCAGGAUGAUCAAUUCAUUGACAUGGUUUAUCGUACCCUUCUGAAUGCACACCAUUCUUGACCGAUUGGAAUGGGACAUGACGAUCUACUCAUCGGAGUUUUUUGUUCUAUAUGUUGUGUAGUUCUUUCCCCCUUCUAAAAAUCUGAACUGAAGGAUCCCAUCUGUAUAGCAUUUUGCUUUCUACGUCUUCGGCUUCCACGAGUACUUUUCUAUGAUAGAUAUUCUGUUUAUUUGUUUUUCUAUGGCUCAUCAAAUAUAUUUUUUCAAAUUAAA
This is a messenger RNA of Populus trichocarpa (black cottonwood), 1462 nucleotides long. RefSeq names its product mRNA-decapping enzyme-like protein. The record is from RefSeq and is a predicted model, not a curated record. Bases 137 to 1249 code for a protein of 370 amino acids. Lineage: Eukaryota; Viridiplantae; Streptophyta; Magnoliopsida; Malpighiales; Salicaceae. The transcript is spliced from 8 exons. Gene Ontology annotation, biological process: positive regulation of catalytic activity; deadenylation-independent decapping of nuclear-transcribed mRNA; deadenylation-dependent decapping of nuclear-transcribed mRNA. Gene Ontology annotation, molecular function: enzyme activator activity; mRNA binding. Gene Ontology annotation, cellular component: P-body.